AUGGACCUGCUGCGGCGGUACUCGCUGGAGUACACCGGCGACGAGGAUUUUGCGUUUUACUUCAUAGUCGUGCAGCUCCCAACGUUGCUGCUCACUGCGGGGCUUUGCAUAUGGAUGCACUCUUCGUAUCAGAAGUUUCUCCACCACGGGGCAAAUGCGCAGAGAGGAGCGAGGCGGGCAGCAAGGACGAUGAAGGAGAGUGACCGAGGCAAGGCAACAGAGGUGAUAAGAAAGAGAGGUGCCUAUGCCACCACCAUCACCAUCAGCAGCAGCAGCAGCAGCAGUGAUACUGAUAGUGAUAGCGACGACUGCAGCACUCUUUAUGAAGAUUUGCCCAGGGUUUCACUAGAGGAACUCUGCAGGCAGUCAGAAUCAAUCACCAAGGCGGAGGACCGAUGA
This is a messenger RNA of Trypanosoma grayi, 399 nucleotides long. RefSeq lists its product as hypothetical. Lineage: Eukaryota; Euglenozoa; Kinetoplastea; Trypanosomatida; Trypanosomatidae. Bases 1 to 399 code for a protein of 132 amino acids. The transcript has a single exon. The record is from RefSeq and is a predicted model, not a curated record.